Messenger RNA from Adineta ricciae, 1971 nucleotides. The record is from the annotation of a GenBank genome assembly. Lineage: Eukaryota; Metazoa; Rotifera; Eurotatoria; Adinetida; Adinetidae.
AUGCCACCAGUGACUUAUCCAGCAUUAGCUGGAUAUUAUGAAUUGCAAAAGACGAUUGGCAAUGGUGGUUUUGGAAAAGUGAAACAAGCCAUUCACCUUCUUACAGGUGAACAUGUUGCAAUUAAGAUCAUCGACAAAGCUAAAUUAGGCAGUGAUGUCGCGCGUAUUGCAUUGGAAAUCAAAGCAAUGAAAGAUCUACGCCAUCAACAUAUUUGUCAAUUGUACCAAGUCAUCGAAACUGAUGAAUAUUACUUUCUAGUCUUAGAGUAUUUCUGUAAUGGAGAAUUGUUUGAUUACAUUGUCAAUCGAAAUCGUUUAUCUGAAGAGCAAGCUCGACAUUUCUUCCGUCAAAUUGUAUCAGCGGUCGCAUACAUGCACAAGAAGGGUUAUUGCCAUCGCGAUCUGAAACCAGAAAAUCUUUUGCUUGAUCGCCGAGAAAAUUUGAAACUUAUUGAUUUUGGUUUGUGUGCUCAGCCGAAAGGUGGAAUCAACUUAGCAUAUCUGGGUACAGCUUGUGGUAGUCCAGCCUACGCUGCGCCGGAAAUUAUUGCUGGAACAAAUUAUCGAGGCGAUGUGGCGGAUGUAUGGAGUCUUGGCGUUCUCUUAUACGCGCUUCUCUGUGGUAGUCUUCCAUUUGAUGAUGAAAAUAUUGCAUCGAUGUAUGCCAAAAUUCAGAACGGUGUUUAUCAUAUUCCAUCUUGGUUAUCACAAGAAAGUGUAGCACUGUUGCGUCUGAUGCUUCAGGUAGAUCCGAACAGACGCAUUCGUAUCGACGAUCUUCUACGACAUCGAUGGUUAAUUAAUAAUGUUUAUCCCGAACCGGUUAAAUGGGAAUCCAUCUAUCAAACUAAAUUAGAAAUUUCCUGCAUACGUGAAAUGGCUCUUUAUUAUGGCCGAACGGUCAAUGACAUCGCUCAAGAGCUUUCGUCUAAAAAGUACGAUUAUUUGACCGCAACAUAUUUUAUUUUAUUUGAUCUUAAAUCUCGUCACAAACCCAUACGUCUUCUACCUAAUCGUAUUCAACCAGUGAACACACGUCUGUUGGAUGUGAAUCAACCGAAAUGUCCAGCAAGUUCAAUUCCAGCAAAUUUGCUUCGAGAAAAGAAUCAAGAAACUAACUCUCGAUCACGCACUGCACAUCGACAUCCACCACCAGCUGACCUUCUCCUCAUUUCUCAACAGGAUAAAACACAAAUACCACCACCUUAUGGACAUAAAUCAUCGAAUCACGAUCAACGUGGUCGAACGCAAAAAACGCCAAACAAAGAAAAUUUAGAGAAUUCGAAUACCAAACGUCAUGAACGAACAACGCCAACUGUCAAAACACCGAAUUGCCAACGAAUUUUGAUGUUUGCUGAAUCACCUGGUGGUUCCAGAAGAACGCCUGACAAGAAAGGCGAUCAUCGAAUAACUGCUUCUAAAUCUUUCGAUGAUGGUCUCGAUGAUGAUAAUCUUGACGAUUCGAAGAUCGCUUCUGCACUAAAAGCAUUCUCAGUUGGCGCAGUCGACAGCGACGAUUUAGACGUUUACUUGACACCACAACGUCAGAAGAAAAACGUUCGUUCAUUAUUUGGUAGUGUGGAACGUGGUUUAAAUACAGUCAAACAAAUUCUUACACCAAAACGUACGAGUGGAAAUAAACCAAGAAAAACAUGGGAAACAGCGAAUGUUACACCGAUCAAUGUUGAUGAUCCUGAUCAAGUAUGUGAUUUACUUGAACAAGCAAUUAAGAAUAAUUCUCAACUUAAAUACAAAGAAAAAGGAACACGGUUCAUAUACGAUGUUUUCAUUGAAGAUGACUGGGGUAAAAUUGUCUUGGAAUUUGAUUUAGAAAUCGUUGCCGUUCAAGGCAAAGAACUGGGUAUUCAACGCAAACGCACCAAAGGUAGUGCAUGGCAUUAUAAACGAUGUUGUGAAGAUAUCAUUGGUCAACUGACUCGACUUUUACCUCAUUUACAAACAUCUGUUUAA